GCAGCACUCAUGGGGCCUGAUUGAACUUAGAGCAAGUUUCCGGUAAGGACGUAGCGUGCUUCCAUCCAAGAUGGCGCGAGAGGUGGCUGGAGCAGAGCAAGAGAUUGGUAUAUAACCAGCCUGUUCACUGCACUCAAGCACUUUUUUUCCAAAUCCGAAAGUACACAAAGGAUCGUCCGACCACAAACACAUUACAUCAUCCAUCAAAAACACCAUGUCUGACUACAAACCAACCGAGCAUGAUGGCCUUCGAAAGGACGGUCAACCAGAUGGUCGUGUGAAUACUGGCGAGUUCGCUGGCGGCAAGGUCGACCCGGUCGAGGCGGGGAAGAAGGGCGGUCAUUCCAGUGGCGGCGACUCAAGCGACUCUGGUAGCUCCGGUGGCAGUGGUGGUAAGGGUCAAUUCGCUGGUGGUAAAGUCGACCCGUCCGAGGCUGGGAAGAAAGGGGGGAAGUCUUGAGCAAUGCCUACCCACAAGCUAUCCAUAACUGUGUAGACAAUGCACUCGAAAGUGUUUCAACUGAGGAUUCUAUUUCAGUUGACGACACCGUAUCAAGUGUCGUUGCAGUAGGUUCGCCGAACAUGCUAAGAGACCAAUCUUUUUCAUCGCUACUCGAGGGUAAGAUACAGGAGACCGGAUCUGGAAAUCCGAGGGAAAUGCUACUCGGGCAGGGUUCAUUCGAAAGUUGUG
This is a messenger RNA of Baudoinia panamericana UAMH 10762, 691 nucleotides long. RefSeq lists its product as uncharacterized. Lineage: Eukaryota; Fungi; Ascomycota; Dothideomycetes; Mycosphaerellales; Teratosphaeriaceae. The record is from RefSeq and is a predicted model, not a curated record. The coding region runs from base 215 to 460 and encodes 81 amino acids. The transcript is spliced from 2 exons.